CUGGGUCUCACGUGGUAGCGGCGGCGGCUGUGAUGGCUGAAGCCCUGGAGGGUCUGGGUCGCUUCAAAGCCAACUAUGCUGUGGAACGCAAGAUCGAACCUUUCUACAAGGGCGGGAAGGUGCAGCUGGACCGGACCGGGCAGCACCUCUUCUGUGUCUGCGGGAACAGAGUCAACAUCCUGGAUGUGGCUUCAGGGGCUGUGCUGCGGGGCUUGGAACAGGAGGAUCAAGAGGACAUCACAGCCUUUGACCUAAGCCCUGAUGAGCAGGUGCUAGUGACAGCUAGCCGUGCCCUGCUGCUGGCUCAGUGGACAUGGCGAGAGGGCACUGUGGCUCGCCUGUGGAAGGCCUUGCACACUGCUCCUGUGGCCAGCAUGACUUUCGACCCCACAUCCACUCUGCUGGCCACAGGGGGCUGUGAUGGGGCCCUGCGUGUCUGGGACGUGGUUCGGCAUUAUGGGACACAUCUCUUUCGGGGCUCGCCUGGUGUAGUGCACCUGGUGGCCUUCCACCCAGACCCGAAGCGCCUGCUGCUCUUUUCCUCUGCUGCUGAUGCCGCCAUUCGUGUGUGGUCCCUGCAGGAGCGUGUUUGCCUGGCCACGCUCACCGCUCACUAUAGUGCUGUCACCUCCCUGAACUUUACUGCUGAUGGCCACACAGCACUCAGCUCAGGCCGUGACAAAAUCUGUGUGGUGUGGGAUCUCAUGAAGUGCCAGGCCAAAAGGACCAUUCCUGUGUUUGAGACAGUGGAGUCUGCGGUGUUGCUGCCCGAAGAAUCGGCCCCGGAGCUGGGCGUGAUGUCCAAAGGCCUGCAUUUCCUGACAGCGGGUGACCAAGGUGUUCUACGCGUGUGGGAGGCUGCCUCUGGACAGUGUGUGCACACGCAAGCAAGACCUCCGGGACCUGAGCGCCUGCUGACACACUGUGUUCUGGCCGCCAGCGCUGGCCUAAUCCUCAGUGCCACGGCUGACCAUGACCUGCUGCUCCAUGAUGCUGCUUCACUGAAGCUCCAGAAGCAGUUUGCUGGCUACAUUGAGGAGGUGUUGGACGUCCGGUUCCUUGGCCCCGAGGACACGCACGUGGUGGUGGCUUCCAACAGCCCCUGCCUGAAGGUGUUUGAGCUGCGCACGUUCUCCUGCCAGAUUCUGCAUGGCCACACAGAUAUCGUCCUGGGCCUGGACGUGUUUCGGAAAGGGUGGCUUUUUGCCAGCUGCGCGAAGGAUCAGAGCAUCCGUAUCUGGAAGAUGAGCAAAGCUGGCGACGUGGUCUGUGUGGCACAUGGCUCUGGGCACACUCACAGCGUGGGUUCCAUUUGCUGCUCCAGGCUGAAGGAGUCGUUUGUGGUGACGGGCAGCCAAGACUGCACAGUGAAGCUCUGGCCCCUCCCGGAAGCACCACUGUCCCAGAGUGCAGCCAAGGCUGGGAGCCCUGUCCUGCUGCAGGCUCAGGCCACGCAGCGCUGCCAUGACAAGGAUAUCAACAGUGUAGCAGUGGCCCCCAAUGACAAGCUGCUGGCGACGGGCUCCCAGGACCGCACGGCUAAGCUCUGGGCCCUGCCUCAAUGCGAGCUGCUGGGCAUCUUUUCAGGCCACCGGCGUGGCAUCUGGUGUGUCCAGUUCUCACCUAUGGAUCAGGUGUUGGCCACAGCCUCAGCUGAUGGCACCGUCAAGCUGUGGGCACUGCAGGAUUUCAGCUGCCUCAAGACAUUUGAGGGCCACGACGCCUCCGUGCUCAAGGUGACCUUUGUGAGCCGAGGCACACAGCUGCUGUCUAGUGGCUCUGAUGGGCUCCUGAAGCUCUGGACCAUCAAGAAUAAUGAGUGUGUGAGGACUCUGGAUGCCCAUGAGGACAAGGUCUGGGGUCUCCACUGCAGCCGGCUGGACGACCGUGCCCUCACUGGCGCCAGUGACUCCUGUGUCAUCCUCUGGAAGGACGUGACGGAGGAAGAGGAGGCCCAGAAGCAGGCCAAGAUUGAAGAGCAGGUGGUGAGGCAACAGGAACUGGACAACCUGCUACACGAGCGGCGCUUCCUGCGAGCGCUGGGCUUGGCCAUCUCCCUGGACAGGCCCCACACUGUGCUUACCGUGAUACAGGCCAUUCGCAGGGACCCUGAGGCCAGUGAGAAACUGGAAGCCACCGUGCUCUCACUGCGGCGGGACCAGAAAGAGGCCCUCCUACGCUUCUGCGUCACAUGGAACACCAACACCCGCCACUGCCAUGAGGCCCAGGCCGUUCUGGACGUGCUGUUGCACCACGAGCCCCCAGAUGAGCUUUUGGCCUAUGAAGGGGUGCGGACCUCACUCGAGGCCUUGCUGCCCUACACAGAGCGCCACUUUCAGCGACUCAGCCGGACCCUGCAGGCCGCCACUUUUCUGGACUUCCUGUGGUGCAACAUGAAGCUGGCACCACUCCCUGCCGGCCCCCCAGCCCUCUGAGGCUCUGCACAGCCACAUGGACAUUUGGGGUUGAAGCUUUAUUGCAGAAAGCCGGACUUCUGAGGCUCCUAAGUGGGUCCUGGGCUCUCAGCCAGGCUCUGAGCCAGCUGUGGGCCCUCCAUCUCUGGAUCCUGAGCCCCAGGGUCCCCUGUAGUGCCCUGGAGGGGAUGCUGCAGCUGUGGCUCCAGAUGUCCCUCAGGGGCAGGCACCAUUGGAGCCUUAGGAGCUUCCUCUGAGGCGCACCCUCAGGGUCGGGUUUCAACAUUGAGAGCAGUGAGAGAGAGGAGACCCGUGAGAGGUUAUGUCAGUGCCUCCCCAUCUCCUGCCCAGCCACUGGCCAAGAUAGAUUCUCUUUAUAAGCUCGUGGCCCUGCUGGAAGCUCAGAAUUGAGACCCUGAGCAAGGAUGCCCGAGGGUUCUACAAAGUGUGGGGUCAAGUCCCACACUACUAUGAAUUCCACUCUGAAUUUCUAUUGACAGAAGGAACCAUUAAAACUCAAUGUGGGUUGGUUACCACCCUCCAACUCUC
Molecule: messenger RNA, 2963 nt
Organism: Suncus etruscus (white-toothed pygmy shrew)
Lineage: Eukaryota; Metazoa; Chordata; Mammalia; Eulipotyphla; Soricidae
Gene: TBL3
Product: transducin beta like 3
Exons: 22
Coding region: 33-2435 (800 amino acids)
Biological process (GO): endonucleolytic cleavage in 5'-ETS of tricistronic rRNA transcript (SSU-rRNA, 5.8S rRNA, LSU-rRNA); endonucleolytic cleavage to generate mature 5'-end of SSU-rRNA from (SSU-rRNA, 5.8S rRNA, LSU-rRNA)
Cellular component (GO): small-subunit processome; 90S preribosome; nucleolus
Molecular function (GO): protein binding; U3 snoRNA binding
Source: RefSeq, a predicted model, not a curated record